UUUCCAUUCCCUUCCUCUUUCUUCCACUUUUAAAACUCAUGGCUGAAUCGCUUCUUUUCAGCUCUGCAGAAUCGCUCCUAGGGAAGCUUGCUUCUGCUGCCCUUCAAGAAGCUUCUCUAGCGUUUGGUGUGCACCGCCAUCUUCAACACAUGAAAGAAACUAUGGGACUCAUAAGAGGUGUGCUUUUAGAUGCCGAGAAAAAGAAUCCGCAGAGCAGUGCCCUGAGCGAAUGGCUGACUCAAAUCAAGCGCGUGUUUUCUGAUGCUGAAGACAUAGUCGAUGAUUUUGAGUGCGAAGCAUUGCGGAAACACGUUGUGAACACCUAUGGUAGCUGUUCAAGAAAGGUACGCCGUUUCUUCUCAUCAAGUAAUCCUGUUGUUUAUCGUCUUAGAAUGGCGCAUCACAUUCAAGACAUCAACACCAGGUUGGCCAAACUUGCAGCUCAAAGAAGCAUGUUUGGCCUUCAAGUCAUUCAUCUAGACACACGUGUCGUGCACGUGAGGGAAAUGACUCAUUCUCAUGUAAACCCUUCCAAUGUUAUAGGGAGGGAAGAUGAUAAACAAGAAAUAAUAAAACUUCUGUUGAAAGAUGAUCAUGGCCAAAGUCUCUCAGUUAUUCCCAUUGUGGGAAUGGGAGGCUUGGGAAAGACCACACUUGCUAAGUUGGUCUUCAAUGACGCCACUAUUAAUGCAUGUUUUCCGUUGAGGAUGUGGGUGUGUGUCUCCAAUGACUUUGAACUUAGGAAUGUGCUCAUUAAAAUCCUCAAUUCUGCUCCAAACCCAAAUAGGGAAAACUUCAAUAACUUUGAGACAGAGCAACUUCAAAUUCAUUUGAGAAAUACACUUGAAGGGCAGAAGUCCUUGCUUGUGUUGGAUGACGUGUGGAACGAGGAUCGUGCAAGAUGGGAUGAGUUGAGAGAAAUAAUAGAUGUGGGUGUUGAAGGGAGUAAGAUCCUAGUGACUACUCGUAGCCAUAAAGUAGCUGCCAUUAUGCACACUAAAUCCUCAAAUUCGUACCUUCUAGGAUGUCUCUCNGAUCACUUCUAA
Messenger RNA from Vigna umbellata (rice bean), 1046 nucleotides. The record is from RefSeq and is a predicted model, not a curated record. Lineage: Eukaryota; Viridiplantae; Streptophyta; Magnoliopsida; Fabales; Fabaceae.